Amblyraja radiata (thorny skate) is the source of this 2685-nucleotide messenger RNA. RefSeq names its product stonustoxin subunit alpha-like. The record is from RefSeq and is a predicted model, not a curated record. Gene Ontology annotation, molecular function: protein binding. NCBI's taxonomy places the organism in Eukaryota, Metazoa, Chordata, Chondrichthyes, Rajiformes, Rajidae.
AUGAGUGAUCUCUUGCAACUGUCCGCUCUGGGUCGCCCUUUCCAGUUGGGAAUGCUGUACGAUUGCCGAUCAGACAGUCUGUUCCCAGGCAUCACCCUGUGGGACUUGCAGACACUGCAGAACAACCUUGAUCGUCGUGACCAGCCCAGCACUGAGUUUCACAUCAUUGCGUCAGACUCCAUGGAGAAGAAAGCCACUGCCCUCAAUGUGUCAGCAUCACUGAAAGCAAGUUUCCUGGGUGGGUUAGUGGAGGUGAAAGGGUCGGCAAAAUAUCUCAGUGACAUAAAGAAAUCUAAGCAACAAGCACGAGUUACCCUUCACUACAAAGCAACAACCAGGUUUGAACAACUGACGAUGAGUCACUUAGGGAGACAGAAUAUUACCUACCCGAGUGUGUUUGAUGAGGGCUCAGCCACCCAUGUCAUUACGGCAGUGUUGUAUGGGGCCCAGGCCUUCUUUGUGUUUGAUCAAGUGGCUUCUUCAGCAGAGAACAUACAGAAUAUUCAGGGCAACAUGGAGGUGAUGAUUAAAUGUCUUCUUAAGAUUGCGAUCGAGGGAGAGGCCUCCAUAGAAAUGACAGAAGAACAGAGCUCUCAGUCCGAGAAGUAUAGCUGCACCUUUUACGGGGACUUCUCACUGAAGAACAAUCCCACCACCUACCGAGAUGCCAUCAAUAUCUACGCAACACUCCCACGCCUGCUGGGCCCAGGUGGAGAACAUUCAGUGCCUGUCACAGUCUGGCUCUAUCCUCUCAAUAAACUGGACACCAAAGCUGCUCAGUUGGUGAGGGAGAUCAGCGUGGGACUGGUCAAUCGCUGCCAGCGUGUCCUGGAACAGCUCAGUGAGGCUGUAAUGAGGUGCAAUGACCUGAUGAAAGACAGUGUCGCAGUUCAGUUUCCCGAGAUCGGGGACAGGAUACUUCAAUUCCGAGAGAUGUGUCUGCAGUACAAACUGUUUUUCCAAGGGACCUUAGCCAGAGUUUUGCCGUCCAUUCGGGGCGGUGGGAAGGAGGAAGGGUUGCUGACGGACAUACUGAAGAACAGGGAGCAGUCACUGUUUACACACCAAGCACUGACCGCAUGGCUGGAUGACAAGGAUUGGGAGAUGAUGGUUGUGGGACUUUGUCUCAGGAUAAUGAAAGACAUACCUGUUGUGAAAUCAAGGAGAGAGUUGCAUGAAGUGUUGAUGGGUCCAGUAACAGACUACGUGGUCUGCUUCACAUUCACAACACUGCAUCAGGAGGAUUUCUACCUGACGGAGGCAAUCAACUACCUCCAAUCUCUCACAGCAGAGAAAAUGCAGAUGCCACCUCCUGCUGAUGGAGCCUGUACAACACAACACAACGAGCCCUGGUUUCACUCAUUGGCUAUAACUCAGAAGAUGAAGAAACGGUCCAAAUUGUUCCUGGAUUUUGCCACAGCCAACAGUGGGAACGGGAGAGUAAAAUUCCUUGUUGGAUCCGCACAGGAUGACAGUAACGUGGGUGCGUCUAUUUACCUUUACGGGGGAGGGGGUGUGAGGAGCCGAUGCUUUGAAACCCCGUCUCAGCCUGAGAGACCAACAGCGAGUGGGACAACACACGACAGUGUGACGCUGCAGUUAGAGCCACCCACAUGUGGUUCUGAUGAGAUUGUGGGCUACAAGGUAGAGUAUCGAGGUAGCCAGCAGGAGAAAUGGAUAAUACUAGAUACACCUGACAUAUCCCACUCCUUCAGGAUAUCUGGGUUGGAGCCACACCAGGAAUAUCACAUCCGAUACAGAGCAGUGACCAAGGUAGGGGUCAGCAAGGCCAGUGAGAUCUACAAGGUCUCCACCCAUCCGACAAGUCCACCUGGUAAACCGGUCUUCCAGGAUCAGUCACCCAACCCAUCACUGUCCUGGGACGGACCAAGUCAGAUUGGAGCUGAUGUUGAAAUUAAUCAGUACAGGAUUGAAUAUAGAGAAGAACCAUCAGUUAAGUCCAACACGGAAGGUGGAUUAUGGGAGCACGUUCAGACAACAGACACACAAUGCUACUAUAAUUUAGAGGGACUGAAAUCCGAGACAGUCUACAGAGUCCGAGUGUCAGCUGAUUGUGGAGAAGCAGGUUCCAGUGCCGCAACAAACAAGAUGAAGACAAUUAUGAUUAUGGGACCAACUGGGUCAGGAAAGACAACCCUCAUCAAUGGGAUGAUCAACUACAUCUUGGGUGUGGAAUGGGAGGACAACUUCAGAUACCAGUUAAUACAGGAAGAGACAGGAAAUUCCCAGGAUGAGAGUCUGGCCCACACAUUCACAACCUACUAUCUCCAUCAUCAGACCAGCGCGUUCCCGGCCCAGACCAGCGCGUUCCCGGCCCAGACCAGCGCGUUCCCGGCCCAGACCAGCGCGUUCCCGGCCCAGACCAGCGCGUUCCCGGCCCAGACCAGCGCGUUCCCGGCCCAGACCAGCGCGUUCCCGGCCCAGACCAGCGCGUUCCCGGCCCAGACCAGCGCGUUCCCGGCCCAGACCAGCGCGUUCCCGGCCCAGACCAGCGCGUUCCCGGCCCAGACCAGCGCGUUCCCGGCCCAGACCAACUGUCAACGCUGGGACCAGGAGAUGGCUUUCGUCAGCAUUUUGCAGAAGUACAUGAUGGACAUCCUCUCCAAUUUGGGGGUUGUGCAGGGGAUCAGGAACGAGAUCCAACUGCUCUACACUGAUGGAUAG